Messenger RNA from Poecilia reticulata (guppy), 835 nucleotides. Lineage: Eukaryota; Metazoa; Chordata; Actinopteri; Cyprinodontiformes; Poeciliidae. The record is from RefSeq and is a predicted model, not a curated record.
AUCCCAUUAGCGGUUUAUUUUCGGAGCGUCGCUGAUUCUCCAGAACCUAAGCGGGUUACACACAGAGCUGUGACUUCUGAUCUGCGGUCACGGCAGCCCGGUUCUGCCGCUCUCUSGGUCCGCGGUGCCGGAGCUGCAGCCAUGGGGAACCACGGCUCCAACCUGGACGACAUCCUGGCCGAGGACAUGCACCACUGGUACAACAAGUUCAUGAAGGAGUCUCCGUCCGGACUCAUCACGCUGUUCGAGCUCAAAGCCAUCCUCAACCUGAAGGGCAUCACGGAGAACGCCAACAGCUAUGUGGAGCUUUGUCUCCCCCUGCAGGCCAUCCAGGACAUCACACGGAACAGGGACAUCGACCCAGAGGAGAUUGUGACACUCAUCUAUGAGAAGAUCGACGUGAAGGGCGAAGGAGAGCUGACACUGGAGGAGUUCAUUGAUGGAGCCAAGGAGCACCCGGACAUCAUGGACAUGCUGCGGAACCUGAUGGAUCUGACGCCGGUUCUAGAGAUCAUCGUGAAAGGCCGCCAGCCUGCUGUUGAGAACUGACCAAUCGCUGCGGCCGCUCCAAAUCAACCAGACAUACGCCAGACUCUGGGAGGACCCCUAAAAUCAACCCAUCCACACCAAUCAAACCCACAGAACUUUAAACGGAGCCCAGCAGCYGUCCGGUUCUGGCCCAACUCAGGAAUAUGUCUGGGUUUUCGGAAGCUGCUGCUGAAACUUGGACUUUCCGACAUGAUGGAUUUUAUAUGGUCGGAUGUUUUUACCCUUCACAAAAACAUUUCUACACUCAUCUCUGAACAGUUUGAUAUUUAGUAAAAAAAAAAAAAAA